Molecule: messenger RNA, 1103 nt
Organism: Moneuplotes crassus
Lineage: Eukaryota; Ciliophora; Spirotrichea; Euplotida; Euplotidae
Source: the annotation of a GenBank genome assembly
CAAAUAUGAGUCAGAAGUACCUCUCUUUGUCCAACAGAGAUGAGAAUGUAGACAUCUCCCUUGAUAAGUACGAAGAUGAAUUAGAUGAGCUCCAGGUAGAAGCCCUUGACUUCUCCACAAUGACCGAGCAGGAGAUCAUUGCCAAGUAUGAAAUCCUUAAGAAAGAGAAUGAAGUUCUCAACAUGAAAUAUUCCAGAGCCAAUAGAGAUGUUAUGAAGGAGAAGGAAACCUGAAACCAGAAGAUCCUCCAGGCUGAGACCAUGGGAAUGAUGACCAAGUACCAGCUCGUCUUUGUCAAAAUGGAGACGGCUUUUGCUAAAAUUUUCAAUCAUAAUAAACUCCGUGACCUAAGAAAGAUGCAGAGAGCCUUCACUAGAAUGAAGGAUAAUGCAGUCCAAAAGAGGUUGGACAUUGUCUGUGGAGCCAAAAUUGCCCUUGAAAAUUAUAAAGCUUUAGGCAAAAUCUUCAAUAAAUACGAAAAGAACCAAAAGCUUAACAUGAGAGAUGCCUUUCAUACCUGGAAGACUCUCCUCACUGGUGAGAAGAUCAUCAAGGAGAAAGAAGAGAGGCUAAAUGAGAAGAUUGAGGACAAGCGAGCAGAAGCCAAACAUCUUGAAAGGAAGAUCAAGGAAGUUGAAGUUGAAAUCAGACAAGUCGAUAAAGAAUAUACUAAAUUUGAAGAAAAUAAGGAAAGAAUAGAGAAACAGGAUGGAAUUCCGAGGGAUUUGAAAGCUGAAAUUAACCAUAUUUUAAAAUCCACACCAAGCUCAAUAUAUAGAGGAGAUCAUUCAGUCAUGAGUAAACUAAAAGUAGCCUUUGAUCAUGCUGUAAUGACCAAUAAAGAACUUUCUCGAGACCUCAACAGCACCAAUGACAAUGUUAAAGGCUUCAUUGAGGACAUGUCUACCCUUAUGAGCACCCAUAGCCUCACCUCAACAAUUGAUCAAACCUUGGAAGAAGAAUGUGGAGGUUCUUCAUUCUAUAACGAAGACCAAAGACAAGAGUACACAAGGCCCACCAAGAAGUACACUCCUCAUUACAACACUGCAACACAGGGAGGAUCUAGUUCUCACGGAAGAAGAAAGAGAAGAGUCCAUAAAUAA